UAUGUCCAAUUCCAUCUGUUCGUAUGCUGCUACUUUCUAACGGUAUUGUGACGUGCCCGCUUCCAUUUUUCUUAUCAAUUACCACAAAGUGGCUUGAACUUGGGGUAAUAAGCUUCCCUCUCUUAUUAUUUUGUUUUCCUCUCUUGUAACUACCCUAUACUCGGGCUUCAAUGACCAUGGCAUUGAACGCAGUCUCAUCGCCAACCUACGCCCCAGAAUCCAUUGCGCCGACACACCAACAAUUUGAACCCCAGGCUGAAGACAUCUUGUGUGAUGAAGAAUUACUCGAUCUGUUUCGAACCGUUAAACAAAUCUUACGCAAAAAGCCAAACACCGAACGGAUAUCGAAACUACUGUUUUGUUUUUGUUAUGCUCUUGGCGAAGAUAUCAAAUUUUAUAAAGAAAUAGGCGCAAACGAAGAUCGCAUGUUCUUCAAGGAAGAGUCCGCUCGAAACUAUAGUAUCUUACGUCUGCCCUAUAGUUCAAACGACCCUGCUGCAUCUCGUUUUAAAGAGUAUGUUACCAACAGAGAAAGAGUUGCGCGAAAUGGGUCAGCCUCGAGCCCAAUUCCGGUAUCAACCAAUGUGCCAGAACGUAUGUCAACCGGUCACCCACUCUCUGUAUCUUAUUUGACUGGCCCUGGUAAAAGUACUGGAGCGGACUAUCAUUCUCAACCUUCGCAAUCAACCUUACCUCCACCCUCAGGAUCAGCGAGUCCAGGGUUUCAAUCUUAUAGACCGCUUGUUCCAGCUACGUCAAACUCACAACACACAGUAGACAAUACGCGGAGAACCAUGUCUACGGAUGCACAUAUUAGCGGCCCUGCUGGCAGUUCGUCGCGUCAACAUUCCUUCAGUCAACCACAGUAUAAGUAUCCCGGGGAAGAUUCGGCACAAAAACAAUCCAAUUUCGGCCCCAGACAGCUUGAGACGAUAGAGCCUCAUCAACGCGGCUUUUACUACGAAGAGGAUCGCCUGUCAAGAGAAGAUGCCGUGCUAAGACGCUAUGCUGAACAAGGUGUCUUGACGCAAGCUUCCCUGUUGAGGAAACGAAAGAGACGUUCUAGCGAUUUAAAUUUCUCGCUCGGGUAUCCCACAUCAGGCGUUCCUCCAAAAAAAACUAAAAUGCCACAUAGACAUGGUGAAUUCGAACAACGACGUGACGAUAUCAUUACUAGGCUUCGAACCAUUACCGAGACUGACUUAGAUCAAAAAGCUGCAAAGUUGGGGAACGAUUUUACACUGGAAAUCGAGCAUGUUGACGAUGUUGAAGAUAAGGACUACACGCCAGAGGAGGCAACGAAAGCGUUAGAACCAUCUUUACGAGUUCUGACCACCCAAGCUAAUCUCAAACCACAUUUGGACAAUGGUAUGAAUCAAAACGGCAUCUAUUACAACACCGACUACUUUAGACUAUACCUCGCAUUCGAACAAUUUCAAAAAGCACAUACUAAGCUAUACCCUCAAGACAAAUCCGAUAGUCCCGAUGGUACUUCAACACCCAGUACUCCAUCAGGUGGCAUUAUGUCGACCAUGAGUUCGUCAUUUGGCCAACUAGGUGUCAAUCACGACAGCGAACGAAGUGUCAAUAUGAAAAUUUAUCGUUCUUUCGUCGAACCUCAUUUAACUGAAACAAACUGGGCAGCUUUCCGACGUAACAUCGUGGUAGGCGAGAGAAUGAUGCAACUGACAAAAAUCCUCGGUCAAGGCGUACUUUUGAUGACCAAAGAAUUGAGUGGAAGCAAAAUUCACUUGACAUUCACCAAUAAUGAAUGGGACGAAUUUCUGAACGGUCUACGUAACGGUAAAUGGGACGACUUAUUCAAAGACCUAGAACCUCUCCCAGACGGAGGAUCAGCUCUCGUGCGUGAGCUGAAAUCCAAAUUCGAGACGAGCCGAUGGUUCACUCCAACAGGUGAACCAGCCGUUUAUUCUAAUGCACCUUCAGCUUCCUCACAAUUACCACCCGUUUUCUCAACUACAAAUGCGGGAACAGAUCCAAUGGGAAAGAAAAGUGGAUUCACCCAAGAAACUCAGGACAUCUCUGACAGGCGGUCAGAUCCUCGAUAAACAAAACUAAUAUUCUGCCCUUUUUUUGUAUUCUCUCUUUUUUUGCUCUUGUAUUUUCUUUGUGUUUUGAACUCCUUGUACAGUGUGAUUUCUAUUUUAUAUAUCGAUCUGUUUGUACCUCAAAU
Messenger RNA from Umbelopsis ramanniana AG, 2194 nucleotides. RefSeq lists its product as uncharacterized. NCBI's taxonomy places the organism in Eukaryota, Fungi, Mucoromycota, Umbelopsidomycetes, Umbelopsidales, Umbelopsidaceae. The coding region runs from base 171 to 2069 and encodes 632 amino acids. The record is from RefSeq and is a predicted model, not a curated record. The transcript has 2 exons.